Amborella trichopoda is the source of this 1856-nucleotide messenger RNA. RefSeq names its product aspartate aminotransferase, cytoplasmic. Gene Ontology annotation, molecular function: heme binding; catalase activity; L-aspartate:2-oxoglutarate transaminase activity. Gene Ontology annotation, cellular component: mitochondrion. Gene Ontology annotation, biological process: biosynthetic process; response to oxidative stress; amino acid metabolic process. The record is from RefSeq and is a predicted model, not a curated record. NCBI's taxonomy places the organism in Eukaryota, Viridiplantae, Streptophyta, Magnoliopsida, Amborellales, Amborellaceae.
AGCACGCGCCCUCUUUUUUCUCUCACUAAGUUUCUUUAGAGAGAGAGAGCGUUCCCUCCCUUUCAGAGAGCGUUAUUUUAAGCCGUGGGAUUCCAUCCUAAGAGUGUGAGAUCUUGAUUUCUAGAGAGAGAAAGAACAUUGCAUCCGUAGAUAGCUCUAGUUUUUAGAGAGAGAGAGAGGGGUGCUCUUCUUUUUCACGUAUUUAGAGAGAGAAAGCCCUGUUUUUAAGCCGUGGUUUGACGAUGACCGGGACUUCGCCCGCGGUUUCACCAUUGGACUCAGUGGCGUUUCGCAGAAUAAGUGCGGUUUCGAGGCAUUUAGGGCAUCGUUCUGAGAUGGACUCACAAGACCAGUCACUUUCUCUCUCUAAAACCGCAGGCCAUGGCUUCUCUGUGUUCGAGAGCAUUAACCAGGCUCCUGAGGAUCCGAUUUUGGGGGUAACAGUUGCAUAUAACAAGGAUCCAAGCCCAGUGAAGUUGAAUUUGGGUGUCGGUGCAUACAGAACUGAGGAAGGAAAACCUCUUGUUUUGAAUGUAGUGAAACAAGCAGAACAGCUUUUAAUCAAUGAUGGGUCUCGUGUCAAGGAGUAUCUGCCUAUAACUGGACUGGCAGAUUUCAACAAGUUGAGUGCCACGCUCAUUUUAGGUGCUGACAGCCCCGCUAUUCUUGAGAAAAGAGUGGCUACGGUACAGGGCUUGUCUGGUACAGGAUCAUUAAGGGUUGGAGCUGAGUUUCUAACACGACACUACUACAACCGUACAAUUUACAUUCCACUGCCAACAUGGGGAAACCAUCCCAAAGUCUUCACUAUAGCUGGGCUCUCUGUGAAGACUUAUCGCUAUUACGAUCCAGCCACUCGUGGACUAGACUUCCAAGGCUUGUUAGAAGACCUUGGUUUGGCUCCAUCUGGAGCUGUGGUGCUUCUCCAUGCAUGUGCGCAUAAUCCAACUGGUGUUGAUCCGACUCCUGAGCAAUGGGAGCAAAUUAGACAGUUGAUUAGAUCAAAGGGAUUCCUACCCUUCUUUGACAGUGCUUAUCAGGGAUUUGCAAGUGGUAGCCUUGACACCGAUGCACAAUCUGUUCGCAUGUUUGUUGCAGAUGGUGGUGAAUUGUUUGCUGCUCAAAGUUAUGCAAAGAACAUGGGACUUUAUGGAGAACGAGUUGGAGCUCUUAGCGUAGUCUGCAAGUCAGCUGCUGUGGCUGGUAGGGUUGAGAGUCAGCUGAAGCUUGUGAUCAGGCCCAUGUAUUCGAACCCACCUCUUCAUGGAGCUUCCAUUGUGGCUAAAAUUCUCGGAGACAGGAACUUGUUUAAUGAGUGGACUGUCGAAUUGAAGGCCAUGGCUGACCGGAUCAUAAGCAUGCGCAAGCAGCUUUAUGAUGCUUUAUGCUCUAGAGGUACACCGGGUGACUGGAGUCACAUUAUCAAGCAGAUUGGAAUGUUCACAUUCACCGGGUUAAAUACAGAGCAGGUGGCUUUCAUGACCAAAGAGUACCACAUCUACAUGACAUCCGAUGGGAGGAUUAGCAUGGCUGGUUUGAGCUCUCGAACAGUUCCCCAUCUUGCCGACGCGAUUCACGCUGCUGUAACACGUUUUGCUUGAAUCAAUUCUCUCUGGUUUGAACCAUUUAAGUUUUUAAUAACUAACUUCUGAGUACAUGAAGUUAUGAGAGCGCAUUUAUCUUAUUCUCUGUGGCUUCAUAUAAUAUGCAUUCCAUGCUUGAGUGCUUUCAAUUGUAAUAAAUAAGUGACCCACAUAUUGAAGAAUUUGAAUGCAUAAAGGGUGAAAUGGAUAACAUUUGUUUGUUGCUUAAAGAAAGAAAAUAAUAAAACAAUCAUUGUACCCACUUCUAAUGAA